CUGACGUCUGGAAUAAAGAAUAAACAGCGAAGAAGCGAGGUGUACGGCAAACUUCGACACGAACGCGCGGUGGCGAAGAAGCAACGCAGGGAGACGCGACAGAAAGCCGAAGCCGCCGCGCUCGAGGCGGGCGAAGAACCGGCGCCGAGACAGAUCCCGAAGACGAUAGAGAAUCAAAGAGUGCGCGAUGCGACGCAUAUUGAUGAUUUAAACGACGUGGACGUGGUCGAACAGGACGCAGAGGAUGAGUUUGCGUCGUAUUUCAGUCAGGCGACGUCGCCGAAAAUUAUCAUAACGACGAGCCGAAAGCCGAGCGGGGACAUGUUCAAGUUUUUGGAGAAUUUGUUCACGGUGAUCCCGAACGCGUAUUACUACGCGCGAAGGAAUUAUCAGGUCAAAGAGAUCGUGAAGCAUGGCACGGCGAGAGGGUUCACGGAUGUGUUGGUGUUUAACGAGAAUAAAAAAUUUAGCAAAGGCGCGAGAGUAAACGGGAUGUUGCACGUCCACCUUCCCGAAGGACCAACGUGCUUGUACAAGCUCUCUUCUCUCAAGUUGUCGAAGGAGAUCAAAGGUCACGGGAGGGCAACGAGUCAUUACCCGGAGUUGAUUUUAAACAACUUUAGCACGCGAUUAGGGCACCGAGUGUCGAGAAUGUUUGCGUCGGUGUUUCCGCAAAAGCCCGAAUUCAAAGGCCGACGCGUGGUGACGUUUCACAAUCAACGCGAUUUCAUAUUCUUCAGACAUCAUCGCUACGUGUUUGAAGAAAAGAAGGAUGCGGAGAAGCCACCGCCCGUAAACACGAUGAUUCAGGCCCGAUUGCAAGAGCUCGGACCGCGAUUCACGCUUCGACUGAUGUCCGUACAAAAGGGCACCUUCGACAGCAAGCACGGCGAGUACGAGUACGUUCGAAGCACCGACACCGACGGCACGAGACAUUGUCGCCGCAAAUUCGUCCUGUAA
Molecule: messenger RNA, 960 nt
Organism: Ostreococcus lucimarinus CCE9901
Lineage: Eukaryota; Viridiplantae; Chlorophyta; Mamiellophyceae; Mamiellales; Bathycoccaceae
Exons: 2
Biological process (GO): maturation of 5.8S rRNA; maturation of LSU-rRNA
Cellular component (GO): preribosome, large subunit precursor; nucleolus
Molecular function (GO): rRNA primary transcript binding
Source: RefSeq, a predicted model, not a curated record